Anguilla anguilla (European eel) is the source of this 2821-nucleotide messenger RNA. RefSeq names its product golgin subfamily A member 6-like protein 22. The record is from RefSeq and is a predicted model, not a curated record. Bases 152 to 1414 code for a protein of 420 amino acids. The transcript has 5 exons. Lineage: Eukaryota; Metazoa; Chordata; Actinopteri; Anguilliformes; Anguillidae.
CCGAUAUAACAUUGAAACUACAACGAUCGUCGCGUGCAGGCGGUUGCCAUAAUGCGUUGUUGUAGUGUCAAUGUAGCAACUCGGCAGGAAACGAAAUUCCUAUGGGGAAAAAAGCAUCAUAAAUCUGCCCAAGCCUUGGGAAAAGAAACACAUGGCUCAAAACUCAUUUCCGUGUUUCGUGGAAGCGCCAGGCAAACGUCAACCAGCGUCAAUAAGUGGAAAAACCAUGGAGUCAGGUGCAAGGAGAGAGAGGGAGCAAGGCGAGAGGGAGAGAGAGAUGCUGGAGAAAGUCGUGCAGGUUCUUCAGGAACAGGGCCUCCUGAUGACUGGGGAGAGCCUGGAGGAUCUAAGAACACUGAGGGAAGAGCUAAGGAAUGAAAGACAGCAGGAGAUGAGUGAGUUCAGACAGCAGUGGAUGACAGUGCUGGAGAACAUGGAGCAUCAGAGGACACAGCAACACCGAAACCUGGAAGUGUGGAGGCAUUGGCAGGAGUGCCAAUUAAGUGAACAGGUAGAGCGCUUUCAGCAGUCUGAAAUGUGGAGGAGAGAGUGUGAGGAGGAACAGGGCAGAGCACAGAUGCAUCAGAUGUCGCAGCAGUGGGGAGACAAGUACCACAGAAUACAUGCCUUGAUGUCUGAGAUGCAUGAAAACUGGAGGGACUUUGAGGAGCUGAACCGCAGAGAACAGGCGGAAGUGUUCGAGCUCUGCGAAGGGCUGAGGAGGGAAUGGGCCACCUGGACAGAACAGAGAAUGCAGGAGAGAAACCUUUUGGAAAGAGAAACCAGGGAACAUGACAGGAGGAAAGAGAGGGAGGAGUGGAGGAAGCAGAGGGAAUUCAUGGAGAUCUCGCAUGAGCGCGUGGAACUCCAACAUAAGAUGGAAAUAGAAAGGUUGGAGGUUGAGAUAAGGGAACUGAGAUCACUUAUCUUACGCAUAACUGAGGUGAAAACUGAGAGAGAGAGCACUGAGGAGACCUAUGAGCCGGUCACUCUGGCCACAGGAAAUACAACUGCGGUGCUGAUAGAGGAGGAGAUCAACCAGAUAGAAGUGGAGAAUGAGAGGAACCUCGUCACAGUGGAGAUAGAAAGCAGUGCGAGGGAGAGCAAGAAACAGGAGAAAGAGGAGAAAGAAAGCCAGAAACACAAGAAGAAAAAGAGUUUUUGGUCACGGUUCUGCUGGAAAAAGCGAGUGACCACAAAAAAAGAGUGCUCAGAGGAGACAGUAGGACAAAGUGCUCUGAAAUUGAGGGUAGUGGGAAAAUUGACAAGUCCCAUACUAGCUGGAGAGAGCAGCAGGGAAAAAGAGAAAAAGAUAGAGGGAGUGGCCAAUGUCAGUAAGACUGAAACAGAGCAAGAACAAAAACAGAACAAGAAGACAAAAGGUUUCUGGUCUCUCUGGCGUGGGAGAAAAUAAGAUGGAGGAUAUAAGAAAAGGGCCCAGAAGGUGCUGCAGCAGAAUCACCUCUGGCUGGAGGCUACAGCAGGCCAGGCUUGGACCGAAGCAACAAAGGGUGACGGAUUCCAGGACAGACCUGUACAGGCCCCUCAGAGUCACGUGGUGGUGAGGCAGUCACAGUGAGCAAACUUGGCAGGUUGGUAAAAGGUCAGCUGGUAAAGAAACAGGGAAAGUAUUGAAAUGACCAAACAGGAAGAACUAUGGUGGCCAGAUAGUUCCUUCAACUGGCAUUAACUAUUAACUCCUGUUUUUCAAUUAAUAAAAUCUAUGACCCAUCUCUCACAACCCACCCUGCAUGUCUUUUACAGGGUGAGUUGUGGAUACACUGGUGACUAUAUGUAUAUUAGCGGGUAUUUCAUAUAAACAGCAAAUUACUAAUGGUGAGAUUAAUUAAUAUACCUGAGAGAUGGGUCAUAGAUUAUUUUGCAUAUAAAUGUAUUCAAUGUUUGAUGAGGUGAUUGAGUUCCAGAGCCAGGGCGCGGAGAAGCUGAAUGUUUGAGUACCCACUGUGGAGAGGCAGGAGGGAGGUAUUGUAAGGAGGCAUGUGAAGGGUGGUAUGUAGUCCUGGAGGAGCUCGGAGAGGUAAGUUCUGCUUGAUUAACCACCUGAUGGAGCUCUGGAGCUGUCUGGGUAUGUACCCAACAGGAGACACAGCUGGGAGGCAGGGAGUGACUUCUGGAGCUGAGACUAUUUCUCCAGAGCUCGGCCAGGAUUUGGUUUUGCCUAAAUUUGAGGGGACUAGAACCAGAAAAAGUAUAGGAUUACCAAACAGGAAGAUGCAUGGUGGAUAGUUCCACUGCCCUGACCCAUUAUGGUUAUACUGUAAACCUCUGGCUAUUAGACAUAUUCAGGCUGGGUGAACUUCUUCACGUAAGUUUCAUAUUGAAAUUCACUGAAUGCAUUGUGAAUUUGCUUGGCAUAGCCAUUAGUGCACUCAUGCCUUGGGAUUCCUAGCAGUUUCACCAUUUAUUGUAGUAUGUCAUGUACAGGGGUGUGUGGCAUUCGGUCCGCCGAAGAAGUGGAUUGGUCUUGGUUGCGCCGGCUGGUGGAGAGAGCACAAGCACCUGGGUUGUGUUAACUUAUCAGCCCAGGUGCUUUAAGUUGUGCUGCUCUCCACAGUCCAGGGCCGAGAUCGGGAGCUCACACACAGAGGGCGUUUAUGAUUUUCGUGUCUUUUUUUAGUGUUUGUUUAACAGAGCAUUUAAGAGAGGGUUUAACAAAGCACAAAACGCAAGUGAACCUCCAAUGGAAAGUCGGAGGAGCGGGUCCAUUGUAAAGCGGGAUAGCUACAGGCGGCACACUGGAAAGUGGUUGCUGUGUUUUACUUUCUUUUGUCUUUGCUUGUUGUUUUAGUUUAUUGUUUUU